Messenger RNA from Podarcis muralis (Common wall lizard), 5950 nucleotides. It is a transcript of the gene TSHZ3, whose product is annotated as teashirt zinc finger homeobox 3. Lineage: Eukaryota; Metazoa; Chordata; Lepidosauria; Squamata; Lacertidae. Gene Ontology annotation, biological process: regulation of transcription by RNA polymerase II. Gene Ontology annotation, cellular component: nucleus. Gene Ontology annotation, molecular function: DNA binding; DNA-binding transcription factor activity, RNA polymerase II-specific. The record is from RefSeq and is a predicted model, not a curated record.
AGCCCCCAGCCGGCCACCUCCUCCUCCGCCUCCUCGCCGCCGCCGCCUCCUCCGGGCGCUGCCAGCGGACGCUGCCUUGCAACAUGCCGAGGAGGAAACAGCAAGCGCCCCGGCGCGCAGCAGCUUACGUUUCGGAUGAACUGAAGGCAGCAGCAAUGGCAGAAGAUGACCUAGAACCCGACGACAACGUGGUCGAUGGAGAACCUUCUGCCAAAUACGCCUGUCCGGAGAAGGACUUCACUAAGAACUGCCAGAGCUACCAGAACUCUCCAGCUGCCGAGUUUUCCAGCCAUGAGAUGGACAGUGAGUCGCACAUCAGCGAAACCAGUGAUCGCAUGGCCGACUUUGAAAGCAGCUCCAUCAAGAAUGAGGAGGAGAGCAAAGAGGUCUCCAUCCAGCUGGAGGAGUCUGUUGUCUCGGACAGCUUGGAGCAGAUGAAAGCUGUCUACAAUAACUUCCUCUCCAACUCCUACUGGUCCAACCUGAACUUGAAUCUCCACCAGCCAACCUCUGAGAAGAACAAUGGGAGUAGCAGCAGCAGUAGCAGUAGCAGCAGCAGCUGUGGGAGCGGCAGCUUUGACUGGCAUCAGACAGCCAUGGCAAAGACACUGCAGCAGGUCUCGCAGAACAGGAUCCUUCCUGAGCCUAGCCUUUUUAGCACAGUCCAGUUGUAUAGACAAAGCAGCAAACUUUAUGGCUCCAUAUUUACUGCCAGUAAAUUCCGCUGUAAAGACUGCAGCGCUGCCUAUGACACAUUAGUGGAAUUAACGGUGCACAUGAAUGAAACAGGACAUUACCGGGAUGACAACCACGAAACAGAUAACAAUAACCCCAAAAGGUGGUCCAAGCCUCGUAAGCGCUCUUUGCUCGAAAUGGAAGGGAAAGAAGAUGCUCAGAAAGUCUUAAAGUGUAUGUACUGUGGCCAUUCAUUUGAGUCGCUUCAAGACUUGAGUGUGCACAUGAUCAAAACAAAACAUUACCAAAAAGUGCCUCUGAAGGAACCCGUAACCCCUGUAGCAGCAAAAAUAAUCCCAGCCCCAAGAAAGAAAACAUCAUUGGAGCUAGAACUUCCAAGUUCUCCAGACUCCACUGGUGGGACACCAAAAGCAACAAUCUCUGAUGCCAGUGAUGCACUUCAAAAGAAUUCCAAUCCUUACAUCACACCGAAUAAUCGCUAUGGACACCAGAACGGUGCCAGCUAUGCUUGGCAUUUUGAAGCAAGGAAAUCUCAAAUUCUUAAGUGCAUGGAAUGUGGGAGUUCCCAUGAUACUUUGCAGGAGCUCACUGCCCACAUGAUGGUGACAGGACAUUUCAUUAAGGUCACCAAUUCUGCCAUGAAGAAAGGGAAGCCUAUCAUAGAGGCCCCUGUCACGCCAACGAUCACGGCUUUGCUUGAUGAGAAAGUACAGUCUGUGCCCCUGGCAGCCACCACCUUCACGUCUCCUUCCAAUACACCCUCUAGCAUCUCCCCAAAAUUAAACAUGGAGGUAAAGAAAGAAGUUGAUAAGGACAGAAUCAUUGCUGAUGAGAAGAUGAAAGACAAGGAAAAAUCAAGUGAGGAUGAGGAAAAAUAUGAUAUCUCCUCAAAAUAUCAUUAUUUGACUGAAAAUGACUUGGAAGAGAGUCCCAAAGGGGGACUGGAUAUCUUGAAAUCUUUAGAAAACACGGUCACGUCAGCUAUUAACAAAGCCCAGAAUGGCACACCCAGUUGGGGUGGCUAUCCCAGUAUUCAUGCUGCCUACCAGCUGCCCAACAUGAUGAAGUUGUCCCUAGGUUCGUCGGGGAAAAGUACUCCUUUGAAGCCGAUGUUUGGAAAUGCUGAAAUAGUAUCACCAACGAAAAGCCAACCUUUGGUGUCCCCGCCCAGCAGUCAGACGUCCCCUGUGCCAAAAACCAACUUCCAUGCCAUGGAAGAGCUGGUCAAGAAAGUAACCGAGAAAGUGGCCAAAGUUGAAGAGAAAAUGAAGGAGCCCGAAGCAGGGAAGCUAUCUCCGAUGAAGAGAGCGACACCUUCUCCAUGUAGCAGUGAAGUCAGCGAGUCCCUCAAGAUGGACACUUCCAAUGACAUUGGGUUCAAAAGCCAACAGAAUAGCCCUGUUUCGCAGAGGGAGAGCUGCAAGGACAGCCCAACAGGUGAACCAGUGGAAAAUGGUAAGGAGCUUGUCAAGACCAUCACAAGUUCCUUGAGCAGCAGCACAGCUAUUAUCACCGACCACCCUCCAGAGCAGCCAUUUGUAAACCCAUUAAGUGCAUUGCAGUCUGUCAUGAAUAUUCAUCUUGGAAAGGCAGCUAAGCCUUCCUUGCCUGCCCUUGACCCAAUGAGCAUGCUUUUUAAAAUGAGCAACAGCCUAGCAGAAAAGGCAGCUGUGGCCACCCCACCUCUGCAGUCCAAGAAGCCAGACCACUUAGACCGUUAUUUUUAUCACAUCAACAAUGACCAGCCCAUAGAUUUGACGAAAGGGAAGAGUGACAAAAGCUGCUCUUUGGGUUCAGCGCUUUUGUCAUCCACAUCGGUGUCUUCAGCAUCCUCUUCAUCUACAGUGACAACGGCAAAGACAUCUGCAGUUGUGUCAUUCAUGUCAAACUCGCCGCUACGCGAGAAUGCCUUGUCAGAUAUCUCUGAUAUGCUGAAGAACCUGACAGAAAGUCACACAUCAAAAUCCUCCACGCCUUCCAGCAUCUCUGAGAAAUCUGACAUUGACGGGACUACAAUAGAGGAACCGGAAGAGGCGACCCCGGCUCAGAAGAGGAAGGGGCGCCAGUCCAACUGGAACCCUCAGCAUUUGCUCAUUCUUCAGGCACAGUUUGCAGCCAGCUUGCGGCAGACAUCGGAGGGGAAAUACAUCAUGUCGGACUUGAGCCCACAGGAGAGGAUGCACAUUUCCAGGUUUACGGGGCUCUCAAUGACCACUAUUAGCCACUGGCUGGCCAAUGUGAAAUACCAGCUCCGAAGGACAGGGGGGACAAAGUUCCUUAAAAAUUUGGACACUGGGCACCCGGUGUUCUUUUGCAAUGACUGUGCUUCCCAAAUCAGAACUCCUUCGACGUACAUCAGUCACCUUGAAUCACAUCUAGGUUUUAGGCUACGAGACUUGUCCAAACUGUCCAGUGAACAGAUUAACAAUCAGAUAGCACAAACAAAGCCGCCCUCUGAGAAACUGUUGGCACCUUCGCCGGAGGAAGAAAUAGGGACCUCCUACCAGUGUAAACUUUGCAACAGGACUUUUGCAAGCAAGCAUGCCGUUAAGCUCCAUCUCAGUAAAACACACGGGAAGUCUCCAGAGGACCAUCUUCUCUAUGUGUGUGAAUUGGAAAAGCAGUAGCAUUUGCUUUUGACACACACCCAAACUACAACGACAAUUGUACUUGGCUUUGAGGAAAACUGUCCAAAACAAACAAACAAAAAAACCCGCCUUAAAGCUCCCCUUUUGGUUUCUGUUCUUGGCACAUAAUUUUUACUUUAACUCUGGGGUGUCACUCUUGGCCUGAACGACUUCUCUCUUUCGUUGUAUAACUGUACAGUGUUUAAUAGAGGUGCAUAAUCAGCUGUUGUUACUGGUAAAAUAUGAAGGUUAAAACGCAGUCGUAAGUGUUUGGAACUUUGUGUAAAUUGGGGUUUAGUUGCUGUGCAUCCCUCCGAUGCCUUGAGCUGCAUGCAUUAACAAGACAGUUUAAUUAAGCAUUUAUUAACUAAUUCUAGUGCACUUUUUCCAUGGUGAUUCAAGUGUGCUGGUCGUUCUCACCCUGUAAAUUUUUAGCCCUCUGAGUACUUUGAAGCACUUUUGGAUUAAUUUGGUUUUUUAAAAAUAAUAAUUAUUAUUAUUAUAUUAAUGAAGUAUGUAUAUGUUUUCCUUUUUUACAACAACAACAACCCCCUUACAGCUGAGGAGACAUUCAAGCAACUCUAAGAAUGGGCUUGAACAAGACGUGCCACAGUCCAUUAGUUGGUUGUGCAUCUGGCUGGUUAAUGUUUGAAGGAGAGGAUUCACCCUGAGAAUGCAGACCAGCUUCUCCUGUGUGAGUUUCCCUUUGGCUGUUGCAUGGAAUUGCUACCAGCUUUAUGCGCAAGUUGCUUGAGCAGCUAGGUGGUGGCAUUUCCCGUGAUGUCCAAAAUCACUUCUGUUUCAGGGAUCUGAUACCUUGUUUCAGCACUUCCAAUAUCCAUAGUCCAGAUUGUUCAGCCUGUCUUUGCCCAGACUGGCCUUUCUUCCCUUAGUUCUUAUGGCUGGUGUGGACCAGCAGUCCUCCCAGCUUGGCUUUGUGUGAUGUUUGCUUGAACUUUCCACAGGCAGCAACUGAUGGAGUGGCACUGCUAUGCUGCUCACCUCACCUCCACCCAACUGAGUUGCUAAAGCAUAUCGGGAUGGAGUGGAGAAGGGGCAAAUGGGUGGCAAGUUCAGUGUGGUGCAAACAGGCUGCAAGAGCCCUGGAUUCGCUCUGCCACGUUUACACUGCACUGAUCUGACCACCACCACCAAGGCCCUCCUCUUCUCUGUCCCAGUGUGGUGCUGAGACUCAGUUGGGCAGAAGUCGGAGCAGCAGUGGAGCCCUGCCACACUACCUGCUGUUAUCCACAAAGAGAGCUACUUUUCUUUCUCUGGGACGUGUCUUGUGAAUCUGGUUGUAGGCUACCGUGCCAAAUGGGGACCAUAGGAUGCUCCUUCUGGAUAUGCCUUUUGUUGGAAUUAUCUAUCGCAUCCCCCACAACUGCAGGGGUGGCACCCAUCGUGAACUUUCAGGCUAUAUUAUUUUCACAUUGAAACGUCGAUGUAUAUAUAUAUAUUGUACAGAUUUCAGAAUCCUCAUAUGGAAAAUGUGAUUGUGGACAAUGCCAUUUCUUCUUCUUCAACGUUUUUAUCAAGGGUGAAUUUUUUUGUACCUAAUAUGCUCCGAGUAUAAGUGGUACCUAUAAAUAUAUAAAUAUAUAUAUAAAUAUAUAAAAUAAUAUUGUAUAUUUCUUUUCUAGGUCAAAAGGUUUUCUUUUAACAUCUGAAUAAUGUAAAUUAUAUGAAAAGAUACACUCGAUAGCAUUUAUAAAGUGUUCAAAAAAGAGAAAAACAUUAUUCUUGAAGCAAAGUAUGGUUGUUUUCCUUUUGCUAUACAGUACAUCUAUAUUGAUAGAGGUUCAUGUUUAAAUUAUACAUAUUUAUUCGUUGUUUGCUACCUUUUUUAAAAGAAAGAAAGAAGAAGCAUUCUGAUAAACGAAGCCACGGACUGGCGUGCAUUACACCUAAUUUUGCACAACAUGAAUUUUAAAGGUAUUUAUUAGUAAAAUGAAUAAUAAUAAUAAAAAUUCAAAAGCGAAAAAAUUCAAAAUCAACUCAGUGCUCAAAGGGUUAAAUCUAUUUGGGGGUGGGAGAAUUGAAGGGGGGAAAAAACCUUGUACUGUAUUUCAUAAACAUUGAUAAAAAAAGCCUUUAAAAUGUUUGUACUGUAAUACUUUGCUAAAAAGUUACGAGGCAUUCUGUGAUAUACCCUCUUCCACUUAUUUAUAUGCACUCUUGGUUGUGUUAUUUCCUAUCGUAGAAUGCCUUUCCACCUCUCUCUCUCUCUCUCUCUCUCUCUCCCUCCCUCCCUCCCUCCCUCUCUCUCUCUCUUCUUUUCAGUUGGUAACUUUCUGUUUUGUUCUCCCUAAUUAUUCUCCCAAGAUUUCAUACUGCAGUUUUAUCUUUAGGCAUAUGAAAGGUAACCCGUGGUUACCAGCACACUAAGUGAUUCUGUUCGUCUCCAUUUUUGGCAGUUAAUUUGCAGAAGUAACUGACAGCUGACACCAUAUGAGAAUCUAUGUGUACAAUAUUGGCAUGUAAACAGCACAGACCCAGAAUCGCACCCUCUGUGCCCCCUCUUCUGUUGUUGACAAUGUGGCACCAUUAUAUGACUCUUCAUAUAACCUUCUUUCUUUUCUUUUCUUUUUUCUACAGCCGCAUUAAAAUUGUCUUUUUUGCUAUAA